AUGGGCAGUUCCUGUUACAUUCCUUGGAUUGUGAAAGAGACUUCUCCUCCCACUAAAGCUAUCUCAUGGCAGCAGUGGAAUCUGGGCAUCCCUUAUAAAAGGUGUCUUUGGCACUGGCUCCUUACACAAUCUCCCUCUUCAGGGCCAAUCGCUUCAGUGUCUGUGAUUAAGGUUGCACUUCUGCAGAAAUGUCCUGCCAGCAAAGCCAGCAGCAAUGCCAGGCCCCUAAGUGCCCCCCUAAAUGUCCACCAAAAUGCCAGACCCCUAAAUGUCCUCCCAAGUGCCCACCAAAGUGUCCCCCCAAGUGCCCUCCCCAGGCUCCAUGCCCUCCUCCAGUCUCUUCCUGCUGUGGUUCUAGCUCUGGAGGAUGCUGCAGCUUGGGUGGAUGCUGUGGGUCCAGCUCUGGGGGAUGCUGCAGCUCUGGGGGGUGCUGCAGCUCUGGAGGAUGCUGUGGCUCAGGUGGUGGCUGCUCCCUCUUUUCCCAUCACAGGAGAUCCCACAGGAGCAGGCGCCAGAAGAAUGACUGCUGUGACAGUGGCAGCGGACGCAGCCAGCAGUCUGGAGGCUGCUGUGGUAGCUCUGGAAGCUCUGGAGGUUGCUGUGGGAGCUCUGGAAGCUCUGGAGGUUGCUGUGGGAGCUCUGGAGGCUGCUGUGGCAGCUCUGGAGGCUGCUGCUGAUAAUCUGAUUCUCUUCACCAAGAGAAGCAACUUUAUAAUGGAAUCGGUGGCUGAUUUCCUUCCUCUUCCUCCCUUUUCUUCAUCUCAAGAUGUACCAUGUAGAAUCUGAUCUCCAGAAACCCUUAAGUCCUCUGUGCCUUGGAUUUACCUGAUUUCAAUUCCACUUUUCUCCUUUAGACAUUGACUAUUUACAACAUUAAAUCAUUUAUUUAUGACUCUA
Sarcophilus harrisii (Tasmanian devil) is the source of this 897-nucleotide messenger RNA. RefSeq lists its product as uncharacterized. NCBI's taxonomy places the organism in Eukaryota, Metazoa, Chordata, Mammalia, Dasyuromorphia, Dasyuridae. The transcript is spliced from 2 exons. The record is from RefSeq and is a predicted model, not a curated record. The coding region runs from base 1 to 786 and encodes 261 amino acids.